UUUAGGUAAACGUACGAUAUGCUUCAGUUAUGCAAUAAUGCUCAAGAAGAGCAAGAGAAAGAAGAAUGGUUUUGGAAGGAACCACUUGGAGCAUGGAUCAAAGAUUGUAUUAUUGGAUCGGAUGCGUUACUUCCUGAAGCAGCAUGGCGAACGGAAACAUAUCGCGGACGUGCUCUACGAUUUCCGGAGCUCUGCGACGGUUUCGUUUUCAGUCUUCUCUUCGUUUUCGUGGUGCCAGACACAUUAAAUUUAAUAAUAAUGCGUGAUGGCGAAAAUUUGCUCUCAGAUACAACAACCAGCUUGAAAAGACUUUCAAUAUUGCUAGAAAAUAUUCGGAAGUUUUAUCGACACUACUUCAAUCUUCCAUCUCCGGAUUUAUUAAACUGUAAAUAA
Messenger RNA from Loa loa (African eye worm), 393 nucleotides. RefSeq lists its product as hypothetical. The coding region runs from base 19 to 393 and encodes 124 amino acids. The transcript is spliced from 4 exons. NCBI's taxonomy places the organism in Eukaryota, Metazoa, Nematoda, Chromadorea, Rhabditida, Onchocercidae. The record is from RefSeq and is a predicted model, not a curated record.